AUGUUAACUGAGUUAGGCGAGACGAAAUUAAACGAAAAUGCGGUUGCGGUCAGAGUAAAUAAGUAUCCGAACAGUGGUAGUCAAGCGAUAACCAGCAUCGAGCAACCUAAAAAAAAGAGUGACAACAAGUGCGCAUUAAAAAAGAGAAUAAAGACAGAAACAAAAAACAUUAUCAACAAGAAAAGAGAAUUUAAGUACAGUUCAUUAAGUAGCGACAAGACUGUUAAAUUCAUCAAUCUUUAA
This is a messenger RNA of Clunio marinus, 243 nucleotides long. NCBI's taxonomy places the organism in Eukaryota, Metazoa, Arthropoda, Insecta, Diptera, Chironomidae. The record is from the annotation of a GenBank genome assembly.